GGGAAGAUGGCGGCUGCUCUUUUGGAGGAGUGGGAUUGAGAGGGGAGGGAGGAGGCCAGACAGGAGAGACAUUCCUGACUGUGAAGACGAACAUUUCGCUCGCUAGUCAUUAGGAGCUCUGCUCAGCGCCACAGGUCAUCGAAAGCUGUUAUAUCAUUAUUGCUGAAAUCUUUUGGCAACCCAAAGGAAGAAGAGUUGAAGAAGAGUCAGGAGGUCCAGUGUCCUAGAAGGAAAACAUCACCAUGGCUACAGAAAUUGGUUCUCCUCCUCGUUUUUUCCAUAUGCCAAGGUUCCAACACCAGGCACCUCGACAGCUAUUUUAUAAGCGACCUGAUUUUGCACAGCAGCAAGCAAUGCAACAGCUUACCUUUGAUGGAAAACGAAUGAGAAAAGCAGUAAACCGAAAAACCAUAGACUAUAAUCCAUCUGUAAUUAAGUAUUUGGAGAAUAGAAUAUGGCAAAGAGACCAGAGAGAUAUGCGGGCAAUUCAGCCUGAUGCAGGUUAUUAUAAUGAUCUGGUUCCACCUAUUGGGAUGCUGAAUAAUCCUAUGAAUGCAGUAACAACAAAGUUUGUUCGAACGUCAACAAAUAAAGUAAAGUGUCCAGUAUUUGUUGUUAGGUGGACUCCAGAAGGAAGACGGUUAGUCACUGGAGCCUCUAGUGGAGAGUUCACCUUGUGGAAUGGACUCACUUUCAAUUUUGAAACAAUAUUACAGGCUCACGAUAGCCCAGUGAGAGCCAUGACUUGGUCACAUAAUGACAUGUGGAUGUUGACAGCGGACCAUGGAGGAUAUGUGAAAUAUUGGCAGUCGAACAUGAACAACGUCAAGAUGUUCCAGGCACAUAAGGAGGCGAUUAGAGAGGCCAGUUUCUCACCCACGGAUAAUAAAUUUGCUACAUGCUCUGAUGACGGCACUGUUAGAAUCUGGGACUUUCUUCGUUGCCAUGAGGAAAGAAUUCUCCGAGGGCACGGUGCUGAUGUGAAGUGUGUAGACUGGCAUCCAACAAAAGGGUUAGUUGUUUCAGGAAGUAAAGAUAGUCAACAGCCAAUCAAGUUCUGGGAUCCCAAGACUGGGCAGAGUCUUGCAACACUUCAUGCCCAUAAAAACACAGUAAUGGAAGUGAAAUUAAAUCUCAACGGUAACUGGCUACUCACAGCAUCACGUGACCACCUCUGUAAACUUUUCGACAUCCGAAACCUGAAAGAAGAGCUUCAAGUCUUCCGAGGUCAUAAGAAAGAAGCUACAGCUGUGGCCUGGCAUCCUGUUCAUGAAGGCCUUUUUGCCAGUGGAGGGUCUGAUGGCUCUUUGUUAUUCUGGCAUGUCGGGGUAGAGAAAGAAGUGGGUGGGAUGGAGAUGGCCCAUGAAGGAAUGAUUUGGAGUCUGGCUUGGCAUCCUCUUGGACAUAUUCUCUGCUCAGGCUCAAAUGACCAUACUAGCAAAUUUUGGACCCGAAACCGGCCAGGUGAUAAAAUGCGAGAUCGAUACAAUCUAAACCUGUUGCCUGGAAUGUCUGAAGAUGGAGUGGAGUACGAUGACCUUGAACCUAAUAGCCUGGCAGUAAUUCCAGGGAUGGGAAUACCAGAACAACUAAAAUUAGCUAUGGAACAAGAACAGAUGGGGAAAGAUGAAUCAAACGAAAUUGAAAUGACAAUUCCAGGUUUAGAUUGGGGAAUGGAGGAGGUGAUGCAAAAGGAUCAGAAAAAAGUACCUCAGAAGAAAGUUCCUUAUGCAAAACCUAUUCCUGCUCAGUUUCAGCAGGCUUGGAUGCAAAAUAAAGUUCCAAUUCCUGCUCCAAAUGAGGUAUUGAAUGACAGAAAAGAAGACAUUAAAUUGGAAGAGAAGAAAAAAACACAAGCAGAAAUCGAACAAGAGAUGGCCACAUUACAGUAUACUAACCCACAGCUUCUGGAGCAACUUAAAAUUGAAAGACUUGCACAGAAACAGGCUGAGCAAAUUCAGCCUCCUCCUUCAUCUGGCACCCCUCUCCUGGGACCCCAGCCCUUUCCAGGACAAGGUCCAAUGUCUCAGAUCCCUCAAGGUUUUCAACAGCCUCAUCCAUCUCAGCAGAUGCCAAUGAACAUGGCUCAAAUGGGGCCUCCAGGUCCACAGGGACAGUUUAGACCCCCUGGACCCCAAGGACAAAUGGGACCACAAGGUCCUCCACUGCAUCAGGGAGGUGGGGGGCCACAAGGAUUCAUGGGACCACAAGGGCCCCAGGGCCCACCCCAGGGGUUGCCGAGGCCUCAGGACAUGCAUGGGCCCCAAGGAAUGCAAAGGCAUCCUGGACCUCAUGGCCCUUUGGGACCUCAAGGACCACCUGGACCACAGGGCAGUUCUGGUCCUCAAGGCCAUAUGGGUCCUCAGGGCCCACCUGGCCCACAAGGUCACAUAGGCCCCCAAGGCCCACCUGGUCCCCAGGGUCACUUGGGCCCUCAGGGACCUGGUACUCAAGGUAUGCAGGGACCACCUGGUCCCAGAGGAAUGCAAGGACCUCCCCAUCCUCAUGGGAUGCAAGGUGGGCCAGGGUCUCAAGGGAUCCAAGGUCCUGUGUCUCAGGGACCUCUGAUGGGAUUGAAUCCAAGAGGAAUGCAGGGUCCUCCAGGCCCCCGAGAGAACCAGGGUCCUGCUCCCCAAGGGAUGAUGCUGGGCCACCCGCCUCAGGAGAUGCGAGGACCUCAUCCUCCAAGUGGACUGCUGGGACAUGGCCCUCAGGAGAUGCGAGGCCUGCAGGGGCCUCCGCCCCAAGGAUCAAUGCUGGGCCCUCCCCAGGAAUUGCGAGGGCCUCCAGGCUCACAAGGUCAGCAGGGGCCGCCCCAGGGCUCUUUGGGACCUCCACCCCAGGGUGGCAUGCAAGGGCCCCCUGGACCUCAGGGACAGCAGAACCCGGCAAGAGGGCCACAUCCAUCUCAAGGGCCAAUACCAUUCCAGCAGCAGAAAACAGCUCUGCUAGGUGAUGGGCCCCGGGCCCCCUUCAACCAGGAAGGACAGAACGCAGGCCCCCCACCCCUGAUACCAGGCCUAGGGCAGCAGGGAGCACAAGGUCGCCUCCCCCCUCUUAACCCUGGACAAGGACCUGGCCCUCACAAAGGUGACUCACGUGGUCCUCCGAACCAUCACAUGGGCCCAAUGUCAGAGAGACGGCACGAGCAGAGCAGCGGGCCCGAGCACGGUCCCGAGAGGGGUCCUUUCCGGGGCGGCCAGGACUGCAGGGGUCCCCCUGAUAGGCGCGGCCCUCACCCCGACUUCCCCGAUGACUUCAGCAGACCAGAUGACUUCCACCCCGACAAGCGCUUUGGCCACCGGUUACGUGAAUUUGAGGGGCGAGGAGGACCUUUACCGCAAGAAGAGAAGUGGAGGCGUGGGGGCCCUGGGCCUCCGUUUCCUCCUGAUCACAGGGAGUUCAGUGAGGGGGAUGGCCGGGGCGCGGCCCGGGGCCCUCCAGGGGCGUGGGAAGGCCGCAGACCUGGAGACGAACGCUUCCCCCGGGAUCCUGAGGACCCACGGUUUCGAGGGCGCAGAGAAGAAAGCUUCAGACGAGGAGCCCCCCCGAGACAUGAGGGCCGUGCUCCCCCCAGAGGAAGGGAUGGUUUCCCUGGUCCCGAAGACUUUGGACCAGAGGAGAAUUUUGAUGCUUCUGAUGAAACAGCCCGAGGAAGAGAUCUCAGAGGUCGAGGUCGGGGUACCCCACGAGGAGGAAGGAAGGGUUUACUUCCCACUCCUGAUGAGUUCCCUCGCUUUGAAGGAGGUCGGAAACCAGACUCCUGGGAUGGAAAUAGAGAGCCAGGGCCAGGCCAUGAACACUUCCGUGAUGCUCCCCGCCCUGAUCAUCCCCCUCACGACGGGCAUUCCCCAGCUAGCAGAGAGCGGUCCUCUUCUCUCCAAGGCAUGGACAUGGCAUCCCUACCACCCCGAAAGCGCCCCUGGCAUGAUGGGCCAGGAACCUCUGAGCAUAGAGAAAUGGAAGCCCCAGGGGGUCCUUCUGAGGAUCGAGGAGGCAAAGGCCGAGGGGGCCCCGGACCUUCUCAGAGAGUGCCAAAGUCCGGACGUUCCAGCUCCUUGGAUGGAGAUCACCAUGAUGGAUACCACAGAGAUGAACCUUUUGGGGGCCCUCCAGGCAGUGGUACCCCUUCUAGAGGGGGCCGGAGUGGCAGUAACUGGGGUAGAGGGAGUAACAUGAACUCUGGCCCGCCAAGGCGAGGAGCUUCAAGGGGGGGUGGAAGGGGUCGGUAGAAGUUGGGGCUCAAUACCCCUCGGCCUCUCUGGACAGUAUUUAAGAACUUCUGUGGACUUUCCAAGAGAAACAAAAGGAAACCUGCACCGUGUAGCCCUGAACUCUUUCUGGAGCAGCCGAAUCCCAGGAGCCCCUGAUGUCGUCAAGGUGAAGAGACUGCUGCCAGAGCAGCUGGCUACCCAGAGUAGCUGGCCUUGUUUGGUCCCGUCCGCCCAAAUUGCCCUAAAUCCCACGUGGGCUUGGGAAGAUGAGCGCUGGAAUUUUUUGUUUUUUUUUUAAAGUGUCACAAGACAUGGAACCUCCACAAAUUUAAGUUCAUGUCCAAUUGGAAAUUUGUUUCUAUAUGUACAGUUUGUCAGAGAAAAAGUUGUUUUUGUAUGAAUACAGAAUGUGAUUUACGCAAGAAUUAACAGAAAACAACUCGUCGUCAAGUGCUUGCCUUAAGGAAACCCUUAGCUUCCAUUGCAUCCGGUCUGCUGAGGGGUGUACAAUUAUUGCUUAUAUUUGUGAGCAUACUUGAUGGGAAUCUCUAAGUCAUCUAAAGUCAUCUGUGAACUUUUUGUUUUUAAACAAAUUCUUAUCUAGCCAUUCUGUCACACUUAUUUUUGUAGUAGAGUGAGAAAUACUUCAAAACUAUAACAAGGUUUGAAGUAGAUUCAAAGCCUUAUUAUUAGUUAGAUCUACUGUGGCAGAUGGAAAAUUAUACACCGGAGGAAAAAAAAAUCUGGAUGUCCAAGUAGGGGUCUUCCUUGGCUGCAUCUCCUAGUAAUCACACCUUAGACUUGAAUUGCCUUUUUCUGAUGAGAGGAACUUGACAUAAACCAGAAAUCAACUACA
Balaenoptera ricei (Rice's whale) is the source of this 5070-nucleotide messenger RNA. It is a transcript of the gene WDR33, whose product is annotated as WD repeat domain 33. Gene Ontology annotation, molecular function: protein binding. The transcript is spliced from 23 exons. Gene Ontology annotation, cellular component: mRNA cleavage and polyadenylation specificity factor complex. The record is from RefSeq and is a predicted model, not a curated record. Bases 243 to 4232 code for a protein of 1329 amino acids. NCBI's taxonomy places the organism in Eukaryota, Metazoa, Chordata, Mammalia, Artiodactyla, Balaenopteridae.